Mauremys mutica (yellowpond turtle) is the source of this 1035-nucleotide messenger RNA. RefSeq names its product myeloid cell surface antigen CD33-like. Bases 79 to 1026 code for a protein of 315 amino acids. The transcript has 5 exons. NCBI's taxonomy places the organism in Eukaryota, Metazoa, Chordata, Testudines, Geoemydidae. The record is from RefSeq and is a predicted model, not a curated record.
CGGGUUGCAGGGUCGGAGAGCCGAGUGCUGAGACCCCUCUGCAGGUCUAGGGGUCUGUCCCAGCCGGAUGCCCCAGCCAUGGGCAGAGCUCUGUCGCCACUGCAGGAUGCAAGGGAAAGGGCGCUCCUUGCUCAGGGCCCUCCAUGGAUACCCAGAGGUCCUGCCACGCUGAGGGUCCUGAUCCUCGCCCUGCUCUGGAGGGGGUCCCUGUCCCAGCCACCUGGAUUUACCCUGAUGGUGCCGCGGUCGGUGUCUGUGCAGGAGAGUCUCUGCGUUCUCGUCCCCUGCACGUUCACGUACCCAGCCUCGUACGACACCGACAAUCCCUCAGCUGAGCUAUACGGACACUGGUACAAGGAGCCUGCUACUGGGGGCCAGGAUCCUCCCAUGGCCAGCAGUCGCACCAGCCUGAAUCUGUCGCAGGAGACCCAGGGCCGGUUCCAGCUGACGGGGGAUCCAUCGCACGGCGACUGCUCCCUGCAAAUCAGUGAUACAAGACGGACGGAUGUGGGGAGAUAUUUCUUUUACAUCGAGAAAGGCCUGUCUGAACACACUUACCGCUCCAAUUCCGAUGGCUCUGACCCUCCGCUCACAAUCUCCGUGCCAGGGCUGACGGAGGAGCCAGAGAUCCAGAUCUCGCCGGCGCGGGGGCUGCCAAAGACGCUGGUGGCCGGGGAGCCGGUGACUGUGACCUGCACGGCCCCUGGGCGCUGCUCCGGGCCCCCUCCCCGAGUCACCUGGACGGGGCCGUUCAGCGACACAGCCCGGGACGUCUCAGCCCAGCUGGAGAACGGCACCUGGGCCCACAGCUCCGCGCUCAGCUUCACGCCCGGCCCGGGGGACCACGGCAAAGAGCUCGUCUGCAGCGUCACCUACAGGCCACAGGGACCUUCCACCAACAGAACCGUCCAGCUCCACGUCGGCUACCCGCCCGGGCCCCCCAACAUCACCGGGACCCUGACCAGGAACGGACGCCCCGGUGAGAGGCCGCGCUGCGAGCCCCGGGAAUCAGCGAGCGCCUCCUAGUCACGCUCU